Molecule: messenger RNA, 5932 nt
Organism: Colletes gigas
Lineage: Eukaryota; Metazoa; Arthropoda; Insecta; Hymenoptera; Colletidae
Gene: Top2
Product: DNA topoisomerase 2
Exons: 24
Coding region: 270-4784 (1504 amino acids)
Biological process (GO): sister chromatid segregation; DNA topological change; resolution of meiotic recombination intermediates
Cellular component (GO): nucleus
Molecular function (GO): DNA binding; DNA topoisomerase type II (double strand cut, ATP-hydrolyzing) activity; ATP binding
Source: RefSeq, a predicted model, not a curated record
CCGUCACUGUGAGUUACAGGUAUAAUUCGCUUACAAUAGCUGUUUCACUAUCUUGUAGGCAGCUUCGGAUGAGGGUUAAGACAAAAGGCAACAAGGCAAAUAGUUUGUGCGAUGACUAAUUAAUUUUAGGCAGUUAUUAACUGCGGUACGCCGUUUAUUAAUUUUAGUCCUACUUAGUAAACUAUACUUGUGCAAUUUUCGGUUGCCGACGCUACUUCGUUUCAUCUCAAUUUUACCGAAGUUGCAUAAAAACUUCAACUUAUAACAUCAUGAAUACUGCGGUAGAAAAUGGAGCUGAUAACAAUCCAUCGAAGAAAAAAACCAUUGAGGGGAUUUAUCAAAAAAAAACUCAAUUGGAGCAUAUUUUAUUACGUCCUGACACUUACAUCGGUUCUAUUGAACCUGUAACUGAAAUGAUGUGGGUUUAUGACAAAGAGAAGGAAAUGAUGACGCAAAGGGAAGUAAAAUAUGUUCCUGGAUUAUACAAAAUAUUUGAUGAGAUUUUAGUAAAUGCUGCGGAUAAUAAACAGAGAGAUCCCAAAAUGGACACAAUUAAAAUUGACAUUAAUCAAGAACAGAAUAUUAUAUCUGUUUGGAAUAAUGGCAAAGGUAUCCCAGUGGUAAUUCAUAAAGAUGAGAAUAUGUUUGUUCCUACAAUGAUAUUUGGACAUUUGUUAACAUCGUCUAAUUACGAUGACGAAGAGGAAAAAGUAACCGGCGGUAGGAACGGUUUUGGUGCCAAAUUGUGUAAUAUUUUUAGCCAUCGUUUUACCGUGGAAACUUCGUCUAGGGAAUAUAGGAAAUGUUUAAAACAAACAUGGAGUAAUAAUAUGGGAUUAGCAAGUGAGCCCAGAGUUAAGACAUCUAGCGGGGAAGAUUUUACAAGGGUCAUAUUUUCACCAGAUUUAGCAAAAUUUAAAAUGCAAUCUCUAGAUGAUGAUAUAGUUGCUAUCAUGUCUCGACGAGCAUUUGAUGUAGCCGCUUCCACUAGUGGUGUUAAAGUAUUUCUGAAUGGCACUAGGGUUCCUGUUAAAAAUUUUAAGGAAUAUAUUGAUUUGUAUAUUAAAGACAAAACAGAUGAUAUUGGUAAUCCUUUGAAGAUUGUAUACGAACAUUGUGGACCUCGCUGGGAAGUCGCUGUUACUACAUCUGAUAAGGGCUUCCAGCAAAUGUCUUUUGUAAACAGUAUUGCGACAACAAAGGGCGGACGACAUGUAGAUCAUGUUACUGAAUUAAUAGUAAAGCAGCUGACAGAAACGUUAAAGAAGAAAAACAAGGCAGGAGUCACAAUCAAGCCAUUCCAAAUAAAGAAUCAUCUAUGGAUUUUUGUCAAUUGUCUCAUCAACAACCCUACGUUUGAUUCACAAACUAAGGAGCAUAUGACAUUGCAAGCUAAAAGUUUUGGCUCAAAAUGCGUAUUUCCUGAUAAAUUUAUUACAAAUGUAACAAAAAUGGGCAUUGUUGAAGCAGUUUUAACAUGGGCGAAAUUUAAAGCUGAUAGCCAAUUACAAAAGUUGGGGCCUAAGUCGAAGCAAAGAAAGUUGCAAGGAAUACCAAAAUUAGAAGAUGCUAAUGAUGCUGGAACUUGCAGAUCGCUCGAAUGCACACUCAUAUUAACUGAGGGAGAUUCAGCUAAGACCAUGGCUGUAUCUGGUCUUUCCUCAAUAGGUAGAGAUAAAUAUGGAAUAUUUCCUCUAAGAGGUAAGAUUUUAAAUGUACGGGAAGCGACUCACAAACAAAUUUUGGAAAAUGUCGAAAUUAAUAAUUUGAUAAAGAUUCUUGGUCUUCAAUAUAAAAAGAAAUAUGAAACUCAUGAUGAUUUAAAAACAUUACGUUAUGGAAAGAUGAUGAUAAUGACGGAUCAGGAUCAGGAUGGUUCCCAUAUCAAGGGAUUGUUAAUCAAUUUUAUUCAUCACAAUUGGCCUUCAUUACUGAGGGUAAAUUUUGUGGAGGAAUUUAUUACACCUAUCGUUAAAGCAUCAAAGGGAAACCAAGUAUUAAGCUUUUUCUCUCUGCCGGAAUUUCAAAAAUGGAAAACAGAAACAAACAAUUAUCAUACGUAUAGAAUCAAGUACUACAAAGGUUUGGGUACCUCUACUGCUAAAGAGGCAAAAGAAUAUUUUCAAAAUAUGACUAGACAUAGAAUUCUAUUUAGAUAUGAUGGGGACCAGGAUGAUCAAAAUAUCAUCAUGGCCUUCAGUAAAAAAUGCGUCGACCAACGUAAAGAUUGGUUAACGAAUUAUAUGGAUGAAACAAAAAGAAGAAAAGAUAUUGGACUUGGGGAGCGUUUUCUUUAUGAAAAAGAUACACGUACCGUAUCAUUCUCGGAUUUCAUUAAUGUUGAAUUAGUUUUAUACAGUAACUACGACAAUGUACGAUCCAUACCGAACGCGAUGGACGGUUUAAAGCCGGGACAAAGGAAAGUUUUAUACACGUGUUUAAAACGAAACGACAAACGCGAAGUUAAAGUUGCUCAGUUAGCUGGUUCGGUUGCUGAACAUUCAGCAUACCACCACGGCGAAGUUUCUCUGAUGUCGACUAUUGUCGGUCUGGCACAGAACUUCGUAGGCAGUAAUAAUAUUAAUUUACUUCAACCCAUUGGUCAGUUUGGUACUAGGCUAUCCGGAGGAAAAGAUUCGGCCAGUCCUCGAUAUAUCUUCACAAUGCUUAGUCCAUUAGCGAGAUUUAUAUUUAACAAAUAUGACGAACCAUUACUGAAAUAUGAAUAUGAUGAUAAUCAAAAAAUUGAACCUGUCUAUUAUGUACCAACUAUACCAAUGGUAUUGAUAAAUGGUGCUGAUGGCAUUGGUACUGGUUGGAUGACAAAAAUACCGAAUUACAACCCUAGAGAGAUCAUUGAAAAUUUGUACAGAAUGAUGGAUGGCGCUGAACCAAAACCAAUGAUACCCUAUUACAAAAACUUCAAAGGAGUAAUAGAGAGUUGUGGAGAUUAUCGGUAUGUUCUUAAUGGUGAAGUCUCAGUAAUUGGAGCAGAUAAAGUUGAAAUUACAGAGCUACCAGUUGGAGUAUGGACACAAGCGUAUAAAGAAUCAGUUUUAGAGCCAAUGUUACACGGAAGCGAUAAAACACCGUCUAUUAUUACAGAUUACAAGGAAUACAACACGGAUACGGCAGUACACUUUGUGGUGACUUUAAAUCGCGAUAAGUUAGUAGAAUUAGAGAGAGAUGGUCUUCACAAAACGUUCAAAUUGCAAACAACAAUGGCGAUUACAUCCAUGUGUGCAUUCGAUGCGAAUCAAUGCCUUCAGAGGUAUGAGAGUGUUACUCAAAUUUUGAGAAGUUUCUAUAAAGUGAGACUGGAAUUGUACCACAAAAGGAAAGAUUAUUUAGAGGGUAUACUGCAAGCGGAGGCAUCUAAACUUUCAAAUCAAGCAAGAUUUAUUUUAGAGAAAUGCGAUGGCACUAUAGUAAUAGAAAAUAAAAAGAAGAAGGAUAUGAUAGCUGAAUUAAUUAGACGGGAGUAUGUAUCCGAUCCAGUAGUGGCUUGGAAAUUAUCACAAAAUAGAGAAGAAGUUUUGGAAGCUCAAGAAGAAAUAGCCGAAAAUGUUGAUGAUGAAGAGGCUGCAUUACCUACUGUCAUAGCAAAAGAAAAUUUUGAUUAUCUGCUAGGAAUGACGUUGUGGAGUCUUACACAAGAAAAGAAAGACGAAUUAUUACGCCAGAGAGACGAAAAAUUAGCAGAAUUGAAAAGAUUACAAGCUCGUUCGCCUGUUUCUUUAUGGAAAGAGGAUUUAAACAAUCUAUUAAGUGAAUUAAAUAAGCUUGAAGAUAAAGAAAAAAAGGAAGAUUUGAAAAUGUCUAAACUUAUCAAAAAGCCGCCAUCAAAAAUUUAUGCUUCGAACUCUAUACGUAGAGUAAUUCCUACAAUCGAUAUAGAAUUGAAAAAAAAAAUCGAAAAAGCUGAAAUCGUAUCCAAAGAUAAGAAGGAAGGCAUUAAAAAACAGCCAAGGGGAAAGAAAGAACCAAUAGAGGAGAAAGAUGAAUUUGAUAUCUUGGUGGAAUCGAACGCAAAAUCUUUGUGUGAAAGGAUAAACAUUAUUCCAGAAAAAGGAGACAAAAAAGCAAGUGGUAAAAAAUUAAAACAAACAACAUUGCAUUUUAAAAAAAACGCCAGAAAAGGUGAUAAAAGGAAGAUAAACUCUGGUGGUGAAAGUCAUGAUGAGAUUGAUUUUAGUAGUAUUUCACCUCCUCCAGAACCUCGUUUAUCCCGUAGAAAUACAGCUAAGAAAAACUACAGUUUUGAUUCUGAGUCUUCAUUGAGCGACGAACCGACUAAUCAUCAUUCGUCGGAUUCAGAUCAAAAAAUGAAAUCCGCUACAAUAACAAAUAGUGAUUCUGAUGAUAUCUUUAACAUAAAUAAGAAGGCACCACUACCGAAAUUAAGUUCAGAAGAACUUUUUGACUCCCUGGUCAGUGGUUCUUCGGCAGAAAAACAACAGAAACUACCAUUUGUUAUGUCAUCCAGUGAAGAGAUAUUCACAUCUCCGACAAAAGCACCUGUUAAAAAGAAGGCUGAAAAUGGAGGCAAAAGGGGAAAAAUACGAUUUAAGACAAAGGUAUUUUCUUCUGAUUCGGACUCCGAAGAACAAACGUUCUCUAGCAAAGAAGCUCCUGCAAAGAAAAGGAAGAAGAAGACCGAGCCGCAGCAGGAUAAUAUUGCCAGGAUAGAAGAAACUUCUUCAGUUCCAGCGCCGAGAAAUAACUCUGGUCGUACUCGUAAACCAGUUUCAUAUGCUGUAGACUCGGAUGACGAUUCUUCUUAAAUGAUUUUAUUCGCGCAAGUUUUCAGUUGAAUUAUAAUUCAGAUUGUUAACAUUAUUUUAUAUUAUCAAUAAACCAGAUUAUUUUAUGUUAAUAACGGUACACAAUCUGAAAUACAAUUCAACUGAAUGAAUAUACAUACAUUCAGUACAUGUACAUGCACAGUGUUCCUACGUUAAAUGUGAAAACGGACCUUAUGUUAACGUUACAAAGCCAGUGAAGCGAUUAAUGCGGCGGACAUGAUGUUUGAUCACACCCAAGUAAGUGGCGACACUUAUCUAUAAUACGGUUUCACAUCGAACAUAAAGUCAAAACUUUUAUUUACAUUCGUUUUGUACAAAAUUGUAGAGAUGUUAGAAAAAAAAAUAGAUUCUUGACAAACUUUACAUUCACUGUAUAUGUCAUGUGAUGUAGUGCAAUAUUAUGUUUGGGAAUUUAUUUAUUUUAUUAAAAGAUAAAGUAAAGAACAAGUCUGACAUCAAGUUGAAGUAUAGAUUUAAAUAAAGCUAAGUCAGGGGUUAGCUUAGCUUUGUUAAUAUUAUUUUAUAUAAUACUCUUGAAGAGUUUGAAGCAAGCGGUAACGUACAAAAAAACGUUACCCUCUUGCGUUGAGAUUGGGGACACACGAGCGUUAAUGUGACUCUUCGGUCCCGAGUAAUACAUUUAAGGUGGGAAUACUGUAUAAAAGAAUGUAUGUACGUGUACGUGACGCACUACCUGUCAAUAGUGUGAGAGCCGUCCGUGUAGGGCCGUAUGUUUUUCAAUCCAAAUUGGAAAUAACGCAAAAUUAUUAACACCACAUGCUCUUACAAACGUACCAACUGUCAUUCAAAAGCACAGAUGUAAUACACUCACAAUAACUAUGCGUAGCAGUUGUCUAUACAGCUUAAUUUAUAUUUAUCUUCGUAAUUCUAUAGAUGUGAUUGCAAUGAAGUUCGUGCAUUUAUCAUGCAUUGAACGUUCGAUAUUAAACUGCGUUGUAUAUAUUCUUUAAAGAUUUAAUUAUAAUUUUAAUUCGCCAAAUAUGUUUUACUUAUUUUUUCAUGUAUCGGAUUCACAUUUUUUAACGAAACAUAAUUAUCGUUUACGUAUAUAUAUAUUUACUUGUUAGAGAUAUUUUUCGUAUCCGUAAUAAAUGAUGUAUCUUGAA